Molecule: messenger RNA, 971 nt
Organism: Pyrus x bretschneideri (Chinese white pear)
Lineage: Eukaryota; Viridiplantae; Streptophyta; Magnoliopsida; Rosales; Rosaceae
Exons: 4
Coding region: 72-593 (173 amino acids)
Biological process (GO): translation
Cellular component (GO): ribosome
Molecular function (GO): structural constituent of ribosome
Source: RefSeq, a predicted model, not a curated record
AAAAAGGGGCCAAUAAUACUGUGACAGCGUGACUCAAUCACCAACAGUGCCUUAUUCUGGAGGACGAAACGAUGGCGAUGCAGAGAUUAUUCUCCAAGCUUCGUUCUGUCUCUGUGCGCUCAGCCCAAACUCUCCCAUCAUCACUCUCCUCUCCUGCAUUGCUUCGGUCUUGCCCUCCUCUGCUUCAUCACCCUCUCCCUUUCGCUUCAAUUCGUAACAAAUGGACCGUCAGGUCCCUUUUCAUUGCCCAUUCACCGACCCAAUCAUUGCCGCCGGCUCUCACGGCUCUUCGUUCCUCGGCAUUCCCUUUCCCAAUGGUUCAAGUGCGGCAUGUUUCGUCGAGGGAGCGAAAGAAGAGGAGAAAGCCGAUGACUCCAGUCACUUCGAAGUUAAAGAAAACUAAAAUGAAGUCUUACUCGUCUUACAAGUCCAGGUUUAGGACAAUGAAUGAUGGGACCAUUCGGCGGUGGAGGGCGGGCAAGCGGCACAAUGCCCAUUUGAAGUCGAAGAUAUCUAAGCGUAGACUCAGACUCCCUGCCCUUGUCCAUCCCGCUUACGCUACAGUGAUGAAGAAGCUCAAUUUUUGCGGUUAAAAGUUUUGAUCUGGUCGGUGCUGCUGGUAGUUUCCGUUUCUGAUUCCUUUGAACAAGCAGUGCUUCAGUAGCUAGAUUCUUUUAACUAUUGGCAAGUUCAGUUUGAGACUAUAGCUGAUUUGCUGAUGAGAACAACAUGCUAUAUUUGUCUUUUUAAACUUGUAUUCCGUGGCUUGCUGAGGAAUUUUUUAUGAGAGUUUUGCAGUACUGGGACGUAUCAGAAAGAAAUAACAACUUUGUCGACGUGACUCAAGCUUCAAACAUUGAUCGAUUAGCCGUUUUGGAGCAUUUGGAUAAUAAUUUUCCUUUCAUUUGUGAUUUCUUGCAACACUUGUACAAUAAAAUUGCAGCAUUUGUGUUCUGCAACCUUUUGCAGCA